Molecule: messenger RNA, 1349 nt
Organism: Podarcis raffonei (Aeolian wall lizard)
Lineage: Eukaryota; Metazoa; Chordata; Lepidosauria; Squamata; Lacertidae
Product: zinc finger protein 239-like
Exons: 1
Coding region: 1-1098 (365 amino acids)
Biological process (GO): regulation of transcription by RNA polymerase II
Molecular function (GO): DNA-binding transcription factor activity; RNA polymerase II cis-regulatory region sequence-specific DNA binding
Source: RefSeq, a predicted model, not a curated record
AUGCAGGUAACAGAGAAUGAAGGAGAACGUUGUGUGAUGUUGUCGGCAGAGCCUGAGCACAAAGAGAUGAACGAGAAUGUUAUACAGGGAACUCAGGUGGAAGAGAGACCCUAUCAAUGCAGCCGAUGUGGAAAACGCUUCAAACACAAGUCGAACGUUUAUGAACACCAAAGAUUUCACACAGGAGAGGCCCCCUAUUUAUGUAUGUGGUGUGGGAAAAGCUUUAAGUACAGGACGUCCCUUGUUCUGCAUGAAAGAAGUCACACGGGAGAGAAGCCCUAUAAAUGUGAGGAAUGUGGAAGAAGCUUCAGUCAUAAAUCAAACCUUGUCUCGCACCAAGUAACCCACACUAAAGAGAAGCCUUAUCAAUGCUCAGAAUGCGGGCAGAGCUUCAAUCACAAGUCCAACUUGAAUGUACACCAGAGAACCCACAGAGAGGAGAGGCCAUACAAAUGCUCAGAAUGUGGCAAGUGUUACAUUACCCGAUCCAACCUUAGGAAGCAUGAAAGAAUCCACACCGAAGAGAAGCCUUAUCAAUGCUCAGAAUGUGGGCAGAGCUUCAAUCAAAAGAGCACCUUGAAAGUACACCAGAGAACCCACACAGGGGAGAGGCCAUACAAAUGCUCGGAAUGUGGCAAGAGUUACAUUACCCGAUCCAACCUUAGGCAGCAUCAAAGAGUCCACACGAAAGAGAAGCCUUAUAAAUGCUCAAAAUGUGGGCAGAGCUUCGAUCGUAGCAUAGAUCUCAACGCACACCAGAGAACCCAUGAAGUGGAGAAAACAUACAAAUGCUCAAAAUGCAACAAGGACUUUACUUCUCCGUUUGAUCUCAUUAAACAUAACAGGGUGCACAUUGAAGAAGGACCUCACAAAUGCUCAGAAUGCGGAGAGAGCUUCAGGUGCAGCACCUCGCUUAUGGAACAUCAGAGAGUUCAUAGAGGAGAGGAGCCAGAUUUUGGCCUCAGCCAUGCUUCUGAACCAAGUCUUGUUGAACAUAAUGUAACCCGCCCUGAAAAGAAAUGUUUUGUAUGUUCCAUUUGUUCCAGAACAUUUGGGUGCAGCGGAAGCCUUGGGUUACAUCAACUGAAGCAUAAAUAGGAGACAUCGCAGAGUUUCUCAGGCUGAAGCAAGACCCUUUUUUAAAUAUCCAAUUAAUCAGCACAAGACAUUUCCCACUAAAUAACCCACAAGUGUGGGGAAAGCUUUUAUGAUAGUGCACUCAUUUCACGUCAGUUUAAUCGGCACAAGACAGCAAUGGAGAGGCAGAGAGAUCUUGCAAAUGCUUCUGUUUCUCCAUUCUUUUACUUCAGUGUAUUACUCCAAUCACUGGUACUUCUUUUUAAAUGCAU